This is a messenger RNA of Physella acuta, 2631 nucleotides long. RefSeq lists its product as uncharacterized. NCBI's taxonomy places the organism in Eukaryota, Metazoa, Mollusca, Gastropoda, Physidae. The record is from RefSeq and is a predicted model, not a curated record.
CAAACCACAACUGACCAGUCAACUCUAAUAUGAGGACCAACUGACCAGCUAGCACCAAACCAUGGUGUAACUGACCAGCUAACACCCAACUGGCCAGCGGUGUGUGAAGAUAUCUCCUGAGUUAAAAACGUCCCAACAGGCAAGCCAAUGGUUGCCAGAUAUUCACGCUGUUUAGAUAAUUUGGCGCGUUAAUGACGUCAUUAACAUCCGCGUUUGACAUCCGCUAGCUUCAAACUUUCGACUCAAUGAUAAUCAAACCAGCGAAUCCGAAAUAAUCGCAAAACAACUUUCGGAGCGCCGUUUAUUCGGCAGUUCUGAUUUAAAAUAAAAAUCAAUGGUUUCUUUCAUUGAUAAAGAAUUGAUUCUUACAUCAUAAUUUUUUUCCCUGCCUUUCUCGCGAAUUCAAAAUGCAAAUGAUCUGAUUGGAUUGUGAACCGGAAAUGGGAUGCACAGAGCUUCCAUCUUCUCGGAAUCUCCAUUUGGCGGGAAUUCCCCCGGCGUAUAUAAAUUAAUAUUUAAAGAGCAGCGCGCCUGACAGAAGGCGGGAAAAUGACACGCAGGCGUACAAAGGGGGCAGCAGCCGUGGCGGCUAGGCAUCUAGACUGGACGCCCAAAUGGGCGCUGCUGAUUUAUUUCCUGGUGUCGGCGCGGCAGUGUGUUCUGAUGGGAGAGAUGAUGUAUGAUGAGCCGGGGUGUCUGUUUCCUGAGUACUUGCAGUCCACAGACCCAGGCUAUGGGGACUGGACAUGGAAAUAUUCUGGCAGCGUCCACGUGGGUCGUGUCCAGGGCGGGAUGUACGUCAUCUGCUCCAGCAAGGAGACGGACGAGGAGUCGUGUCCUGACAAGAGGAUAUGUGUCCGGCAGCACGGACCUGACGUGUUCGUGGUCAAGCAUGGAGAGGACGGUUUCCGGUACCAGUGUAUCCACUUCAUCAGCCGCAGCCCCACCGUCAUCCAGCUGGAGCUGUCGGAUACCAUCGAGAACGUCACAGCCGUCUGUAGUCGCAACAUGACACUGGACCACUCGCCGUGGAUAUCCGUCCGCUACUACAAGCAAGCAGUUGGGAACUGUCCAUUUUCUGGGGGGUACAACUUCCAUGAGAUCCACGAGUUCACAAAAACCCACAUUCUGCACAGGAACAACUCCCAGUGCAUGAGGCACCCCCACCGUGCCGACGCCCCUGUGAGGGUGGAGAGCGACUGUGUAGAGAGGGAGGGGAUGUACCUCCACUUCGGCAACCGGAACUGCAUCCCCCACGACAGCUACUUCACCCAGAGCCAGCGGUUGGUGUGUAUGGCGUGGUGGGAGAGGGACGGUUACGGCUUCGUCUUGCUCAGGAAGGAGCACGACCGCGCCUUCUACUGCAUGCGGGUGGGCUUCAGGAAGUUUGAGGUUACCCACAUUACCCUAUUCCUGGACUGGGAGUGCUACCGGGUGACUGACCUGAGUGACCCUGGGGGUAGGAACAGGCUGCCCUACUCUACCGCCUACGUCAUCUUCAACAACUCGCAGAAGAAAAUCAUCACCAACGUCUGCGACAAGGAUUUCAAAGACUGUAGCUUCCACAGAGGCCCAUGUCACGACGGCACCUGCUACAGGUCCUGUCACCAGUGCCUCAACCAGACAGGUGCCGCCUGCGAGUUUGACAAGGACGUGCGUCACACCUGGACCCUGAGGGGACCGUACGGCGCCACCUCCAACAUGACGAUUCAUCAGAACUCGCUACGUCACCCCUCAUUAGGAUUAUUGCAAUGCGUCACCUUUGACCCUCGGUAUAAAGUGGCACUGCGAGCCAUACUGUGGGGAACGUAUCAGAACGGCUGCUACCCCCGCUUCCUGUGCAUGUACUACGACACCCCCUCCGCCCACAUCAUGAGGUACCGUCUGAGCAACAUCCAGCAGUGGCCCCUGACCUUGACCGACGAGGGUAUCUGUAACGAGACCAACUUCGUCAUACAGCCUGACUUCAAUGACCCAAAGGACAGGUACAAGGACAAACCCUGGGAUGUCGCCGUCAAGUCACGUGGUCACCUCAAGAGAAUGUCCUGCAUCUUUCCCAGCGAGCUGCCAACAAGUGCCUCGUUUGUAGACCAAUACAACAAGUCUGGCUGUCUGAUAUUUAAGUCGGAGGCUACUCCCAAGAGUAUCACACUGGUCAGCCUACCUCCAGCCACUGACCUGGAACUUCCUGUGCCAGACUACGAUGACGCCACCUACCAGCUGGAAUAUUUCCACUGCGUGGCGGCCAUGACCUACAUCAACAGCUUCAAGUCGGUCAUCACCGUGACGGCAGACAAUACCUCAGAGGUUCUGUGUUGGAUGAUCAAAGACCACAGUACCCUGAUCGUGGUGAGUACCUCCUCUUGCAACAAGGAGACCGCUGAGGGCAUCCUCAGGGGGGAGGAGAGGUACCUGCCCCACCUCAAGUGGAGGCUGGAUCUAAACACAGCGGGACCGGAAGUCAGUGCACGCUGUACCAAGAUCUACGACCAUAACGAGAACAGAUGGAAGGAGAAACUAAUCGAGAAGAUCGAACAUAUAGUGCACAGUACCGUCAACAUACGAAACUGUGGGACAGUCCUGUCUAGUCCAGUCCUCGUCAUUUGCUUUCUAUUCAUGCUGUUAACAUAG